Molecule: messenger RNA, 1293 nt
Organism: Heterostelium album PN500
Lineage: Eukaryota; Evosea; Eumycetozoa; Acytosteliales; Acytosteliaceae
Exons: 3
Coding region: 1-1293 (430 amino acids)
Molecular function (GO): protein binding
Source: RefSeq, a predicted model, not a curated record
AUGUGGUACCAAGUGAAUGUUGAAGGUUGUCAACCACAGGUGAGAGUUUCACAUGGUUCGACUAUUCUUCAUCAGUCGUCAGAGAACAGCGGCGAAAUUGGUCGUGUCGUUCUCUAUGGCGGUAAGAACAACACCACUUGCAAACCGGAACUCUCAUUCAUCAGCAUUGGCAUCGGUUGUACCGAAGACAUUGCGAAACCACAGAGUAAACAAUCGCUUGGAAAACUAUCGAAACUUCUCGGUGGUUCAGCAGCGUCCAUCGCUCAAUCGACAAACUCACACAUCACCAACUCAUCAUCAACAACAACGACAACAAACUCACAAACUUAUGUAAACAAUCAUAAUGCUCAAUAUAAUCACUUUUCAAAUAUCAACAACAAUAAUAAUAAUUCUUCUUCUUCAAAUCAUCAUCAACAACAACAACAACCGCAACAAUCAUUUUCAAUACAACAACAAUCAAAACCUAGAAAAACCUAUUCGAAACUACCGAUUUACUCGGGAUCCGUUAUAUUUCAUAGUGAGAACGCGUCGACCAAUGGCAGCGGACCGGGACUGCGUUUGAAUCACUCGAUGGUCGCGAUCAACUCGGGAAUGCACAAGGGUAAGAUCAUCUUGUUUGGCGGCACCGACGAAGAUGGCAAUAUCAACUGCUCCGACGAUCUCUUUAUAUUGGAUAGCGAGCAACUCUGGUGGGAGCGAGUAAGGCCCACCGGCACACACCUGCCAGCGUCGCGUCACUCACAUUUCAGUUUUCAAAUUUCAAACGAUUCCGUAAUCAUUUUCAGUGGAAUCGAUAUUAACAAUCAAGUUUUAAAUGAUAUACAUAUAUUAACAUUAACCUCUCAAAAUUUAUUAAAGUGGAGCCAACCAAAUAUUAGUGGAUUAACACCAGACUUGAAGAAUAAGAACUUUAAAGUUGGAUAUAGCAAUAAUUCGAUAUGGGUGAUACAAACCGAUGGAAUUUUAUAUAGAUUUGAUAUUGUUAACUUUAAAUGGAAUAUAGUACAAUAUAAAGGAAAAUCACCGAUAGUAGAUGAUAGAAUCAUUAGUUGUACUAGUUAUGCCAAUUAUUUAGUGUUUUUAGUGGAUAAUGAAAUCUACUUUUUCGAUACCAUUCAGUUGGAGUGGCUGGGAUCAUCGAUUGACGGUGACUUGCCGUUCAAGCGAAGAGGUCACUCCAUCACCAUGGUAGGAUCGAUGUUGGUGGUCGUCGGUGGUCAAUGUGAAUAUCCUCUAUCGACCGUAUUGACAAAAGAUAUAGAAAUAAUCGAUUUAAAACCAUUCCUUUUUUAA